Messenger RNA from Magallana angulata, 4075 nucleotides. RefSeq lists its product as uncharacterized. NCBI's taxonomy places the organism in Eukaryota, Metazoa, Mollusca, Bivalvia, Ostreida, Ostreidae. The transcript is spliced from 10 exons. The coding region runs from base 76 to 1092 and encodes 338 amino acids. The record is from RefSeq and is a predicted model, not a curated record.
UUCGGAACACCUUUUUUACUUUCACUUUGAAUAGAGAAAAACAAACGUACAGAUGCAAAGAAAUCCGUGAAAACUAUGUCUGCGUCAGGUGACGAUGUCGAAGAUUCGACAGAAUACUCCAGGUAUGGAAUCAAGGAUGCCCCGCAAACGGCGAUCGCCACACCUUUAGGACAGACAAGAACCUGUGCGGGGUUAAAUGCCAAGGAGGCCUCGUUUCUGAUCAUCAGCAUUGUGAAUAUCCUGACCGCCCUGGGACUGACACUCUACCGCUUCAUCACGGUCAUUGAUGAGGGGAAUUCGGGCAGUACUGACUUCACCUUUGCCCUCAUUCUUAUCAUCAAUGGAGUAUUCUCCAUCUUCUAUGUGUUUCAUGGUCUGCUACGAGAGAAAAAGUACGAACUGUACGUCCUUAUCCUGGCCAUCUUAGUAGUAAUGGUGUACUGCAUUGUAGAGUACAUUGUCAAUGAGAAAGGAAGGUCUACACUCAAGCUGGUGAGAUUAAUACUGGUCGCUGUGUUGGCCCCGCCCAACAUUGUACUGGCUUGGUCUGUAGCCAGACAUUUUGGUUACUUGACGUUCCGCAUUGUUGGAGCCUCAGAAUACCUUCAGCAUUUAUACAAGCAAGCAUCCAUUUUUUCCUCCUUAUUGAAGUUUGAUGUUCAAGUUACGGCAAGUUUUGUGAUAUUGGUUCUCAAAGAUGGGACAACUGUGGACACGUUCAAACAGGUGGCCCUCUCUGUGGGUCUCCCUUACUCUGUGCUGUGGAACAUCUAUGGCUGGUUCAUUUUAAGAAAAGAAUGGAAGAAACAAACCUGGGUCUUUGCUUUCUUUGGCCUUGCGAAACCUGCAUACUAUAUAUUCCAAAUCAUAAAGGAGUACAGCCAACUAGAAGAUGACGCCACAGAGGGCCAGAAGUUGAUAGUAUACUCCACCCUAGUAGCAGGAGCUUUGGGUGUGCUGAUUUGGUGUGUCAUCAUGGUAGAACUGACUAUUGUCUACAAAAACUUUGGCCAAGGACUAAAGGAGAGAGCAUUUGAUGUUCUGGCCUCGGAGAAGACGAGUCUAAUUACAGGGAGGAGGGUGCAUAACUGAUGGCGGACGGAGAGUGUGUAAAUAAUGAAGGCUGGAGAGAUACUGAAAAUCUUAAUGUCAAAGAUAGACAACAGUGAUUACAAAAGCCUUAUCAAAGGAGAAAAUAGGACAUUUGUAAAUGUGGAAAACAGCACACUGUUAAGAAAGAAAACAGUUAGGUUUUUUUUACCGCAAUACAAGUAUAUUCUGUAUACUUUAAUUUUAUUUUUUAACAUCAGCAUAAUAGAUUCAUCAAUUUGUCUGGGUGUAGAAACUUGUUUUAUUUUUAUCAAGAAACUGAAAAAUGAAAGUUGUUAUCUACUGUUAAAUCAUUUUUAUACUUGCAUUUUAUACAUAUGCAUACUGGCUUUUUAUUUUUAAGAAAUGUAACCAUACAUUUACCUACAUUUGUUUAUAUAAUUAUAAGAUAUUCAAAUGUUUUAUUUCAAUAUUGAAUUUAUUAGCUGAAUGGGUAGUUGUAAAAGACAUAAAAAGUACUUGUACAAGCUUUAAUGACAUAUGUAAAAUGUACAAGUACCAGUAUUAUUGUAACUGAGUUCCCCUUGUUUACAUACGUUACCUAUUGUACAUGUACUAUAGUCUGUGCAAGUUGUAAAUACACACAGUAGUGCAUUUCAUUCUUAUAAAUGAAUCAUGUAUACUGCAUUUUUUUUUACCUGCAAUUUAGCUUUGCAUUGAAUUUUAUGUGUACCGGUAAAUAUGGCAUUAGAAAUCCUUUCAGGGGGUGUUGGGGUAUUGUUUGUUAUAGAAAAUGACGGGAUUAUCACCUGUAAAUUUGAAGAAAAAAAAUUUACCUAAUAGGUAUAAAUACAUGUAUUAAUUGUUGUUUAUAUUGUGUAACAUGGAGAGGGAAAUGAUUCACCAUUUCUUCUUCACAUAAUUUGAAAAUUUAAAGCUGCAGUGGUUUUUUUUAAUUUCAUAAAAGAAUGGAGGACUGCAGUAUAAAUUUCAUUAAUAGAGAGGUUUAGCAAACCAACGUGUACGGGUAUGUUUACGUGUAGAACGGAAAAUAUGUGCAUUACGUCAUCAGUUUGUGUAAUGACGAAUCUCUACACGUAUGUACCCGAAUGAACAUACGUGUAAAUUGCAAAGUACCCGUAAGGUCGAACUUGUAGCCUCUGUUUCCCUGUUGUCUGUUAAUUUUGAUAAAUAUGUUAACUUUUCUUUAGCCUGAAUAUUCAAUGCUAAUACUGAUAUCUACCAACAUAAAUUUUCAUUAGCGUUUAAUAUGUUAUUGGAGUUUUAUUUCAUGCGUCUCUUCCUCCAAAACAUGCAAUGGCUCCGUUAUCUUAUUAAUUUGCGAUAAAUAAAAAUGUGCAUAAUAAAUGAUGUUAAAUAAAAUUAACACAUGCAGAAUUCCUACUUUUCGUUUAUAACCAACAUUCUCAGCUUAGUAGGAGAGGAUAUCCAUAAUUACAUUAAAACAUUUACACGUACAAGUACACGUUACAACUGCUAAACAAGAAAAGUAAUUGAGCUGGUACGCGUAGUUCUAACUUGUAACCUACACGUACAAGUACACGUUGGUCUGCUUAACUUCUCUAUUAUGGGGAAAAGAAUUUAAUUUACAACCGAAUAUAAAUUAAUUAAAGAAAAAUGAUUGUUGGAGAGAAAGUCCUGUGAAAUAAGUUUGCAAAACUAAUGAUAUGGGAUUGGGUUAAGUGCAAUAUUGAGACACUUAUUGAUAAUGUUUGACACCUUCCAUUGUAUAAACAGGUCUAGGCAACCUCCGUUUUUGGAGGAUAGAUUUUAUCCUCCAAAAUUGGAGGAUAGAUGUUUGCGCCCCCUGGUGGAUCUUUUCAGAUGAAGGGCAAUUAACUCUGUUUUUACAAAGGGAGUUAACUAUAAAUAAAAUAUAAUUAUUAGACAAUAAAAAUAUCACCUUAUUUAGCUAUUUAUAAUUAUAUUUAUUGAUAAUAUUUAAUAAAUAUUUAAGUUUAAGUAAUUGCAGGGCUGAUUUUAAAGAAAAAUACUUUAUGUGAAGACUCUCACAUUUUUAUUCAAUAUCAGGAUAUUUGAUAUCUAUAUAAAUGGUAUCAUUUUGAUUUAUAAAAUUUAACAAUGUCUUUUUGUGUGAAGGGAUUAAAUUUAAAUGAUACUUAAGAACCUGUGAAUUAAUUAGAAUAAGAGCUACAAAGUUCUGAAGGUAUAUGCAAACAUUUACUUUGUACAUGUACAAUAUAGCAGAUCAAGAUAUCUAUUAUGUGUCUCUAAACGUGAAUGAACUCAUUAAUGUUUUAAUGAGGAAUAAACAUCACUAUUUUGUGAUUUUUAUUAAAUGAAACAGAUGUAAAUAGUCUAUGUCAUUUGUAAAACUGAACACAGGAAGAACACACUUACAAAGCAUAUUGUGAAAAUACUAUACAUAGAAUUUCAAAUCGCCGCAUACAAUCAUUAGUUUAUUUCCUUAACUUUAAUUCCCAUAUGGUCUGGUGCUUGCAUUUUUUCAUUAAAGAUAUGCACGAAGCCUUUGAAAUAUACCCAUGCUAUCCUCCAAAAAUGGAGGAUAAUUUCACCCACAAUGCAAAGUGACUUUCCAUAUAUGGUAAAAAUCAGCAGCCAUCUUGAAAUUGAGCUAUCCUCCAAAAACGGAGGUUGCCUAGACCUGAUAAAGUUAGCCCAUUUUUCAUUACUUGUACAUACUGAUAUAUUAAAGGUACUUGUAGAUGUAUCACAAUAAUCCAAAAUGUAAUCAUUGGAUAAAUAGUUUAAUACCAAUACAUACAUUAACCAUCUACUAUAAAGCAGAAAUUUAAUAUUUUUAGCAUAAAUUGCAAUAUAUUUUUCAGAUAAUGAAAAUCUGAUAAAUACCGGUAAUGAAUUAAAAAACAGAGCUGAUACAAAUUGGGUAUUGGAUUUCCUUAGUAUGAUAAUUAUUGUUAUGAUUCACAAUACCUGAACAUAUCAAAUGUUAACAUUAAACUGUAUGUAUAUGUACGUGUAUACAUAUAUAUGACAUUGUUAAAUAAAGUGUUGAUGUGCA